This is a messenger RNA of Callorhinchus milii (elephant shark), 1610 nucleotides long. It is a transcript of the gene myoz1a, whose product is annotated as myozenin 1a. The coding region runs from base 217 to 1218 and encodes 333 amino acids. The transcript is spliced from 7 exons. Gene Ontology annotation, cellular component: actin cytoskeleton; Z disc. The record is from RefSeq and is a predicted model, not a curated record. NCBI's taxonomy places the organism in Eukaryota, Metazoa, Chordata, Chondrichthyes, Chimaeriformes, Callorhinchidae. Gene Ontology annotation, molecular function: telethonin binding; FATZ binding; actin binding.
CGAUGAUGCACAUGCAAAAAAAAACACUUGGAAUCGAAUUCACCUCACUGUGCACCAGCACUUAGUGCUGUGCAGACACAAGUCUUGCACCUUCCUCACUUUGAAGUACAACAUUUUAUCCAAUCUACAGUUGGGAACACUUUAUUUUGGCAAAUCUUGACUUGAGGCUGCAACCAGUGAACAAAAAGUUUUAAACGGAAAAAGAACACAAGAACUAUGCCGUUAUUAGGUACUCCUGCCCCGGCAAAAAGGAAAAAGUCAUCCAGAGUAAUUAUAAAAGCUCUUAAAGAUGAGUCUGAUGAUUUUAUAAAUAAUUAUGGAGAGCCAGGAUUAUAUUUCCACUUGACAGAAGGCACUGUAAUUAAUGAACUUGACCACAUAGAGGGAACCGAUUUGAACCUUGGGAAGAAAAUCAGCAUCCCAAGAGAUGUCAUGUUGGAAGAACUCUCACUGCUGAACAAUAAAGGAUCCAAGAUGUUUAAACAGAGGAAGCUCAGGGUCGAAAAAUUCAUCUAUGAGUCAAAUCCUGACAUCUUUAAUUCAGACUCAAUGGACAAUUUUCAGAAAUACAUACCUUAUUCAGGUGUACAUGGUCACGGUGAUGUGGAGAUAAGCGGAGGCAUGGGAACUGGAGGAACACAUGGAUCCUUCCAGUCUGGAAAGCAUUCAAAGGCUCCAGUUCCCUACCCAAAGCCUCAUCACACAUCAGCUUCUGGGGGUGGACAAACUGGCACAGAUGGUCAUGGAGGUGGAACUGGAGGUGUUGGAGGAAGUGGGGGGGUUGGAGGCAGUGCGAAUCAGAGUGGUGUUGGUGGAGGUAAAGGGACUGGUGAAACUGGGAAAAAAUAUGUGUCUACGAUCAAAACCUAUAUUUCACCUUGGGAACGGGCAAUGGGGAAUGAUCCGGAGUUGAAGGCAACCAUGGAUCUACAUAUGGAAGCUCCUGCUGGUGGAUUUAAACUUCGUAAAUUUAAGAGCUUCAACAGGUCUGCUGAGCCAUACGGAGGAUUUGAAAAGGCAGCCAAAUUGAUGACUUUUCAGCUACCAGAAUUUGAUCCAACUCCACCAGAACCUGAGCCUGUAAUCGUAUCUAACCAAGACAUCAGCACCCGGCCAAACUUUAACAGGACCCCUCUGGGCUGGACUCCAAUGAGCACAGAAUCUUUAGUCAACCUUGGAAUAGAUCUAGAGUUUAACGCUGAAACUGAUGACCUGUAGAGUGUUGGGCGAUCAGCCCAUAGUCAUCCAUUUUUAGUACUUGUUUGGUGUUUGCUAAAGAAAACCUUGAUUUCAAAUGCAUUGUAUUAGAAUUCAAAGUUGGCUCUGCGCAUCAAUGUUCAAAAUGAGUGUUCUUUAAAAGCUGUUGAUUUAUCAAAAUCUUCCCCUCAACCAUUAUUUCCAUGUUUUUGUUAUUUUUAUUUGUGCUAAGGGUUUAAGGUGACUGUGUACUGACUGACAGCAGAUGAUGUUUUACAUACCACGGUCACUAUUAAGAAAACAAAAACAAUCAUGGAUUUAUGAUUUUGCCUCGGAAUCCCUUUAAGACAAUAUUCUUUUAGGGAACCUCUUACAUUAUUUUCUAAGUGAAAUAAAAAGUUAGCAAAAUGUAA